AGUUUUCUCUUGAAGUGGAAUCAGAGAUCGACGAAACACAAUGUCGAGGAUCGAAUCAAAGAAGAAGCACAUCAAGACGGUUCAUCAGAAACGCAAGUUAUUUAGGGCUAAGGAACCGCUGCUUAGUGUUUUCAUGUGGGGCAUCAAUCAUUCAUUGAACGAAUUAGCACAUGUUAACCCACCGGUAAUGCUUAUGCCAGAUGACUUUAAAGCAUCAAGCAAAGUUCGCGUAGAUAAUCAUUUAUUUAACAAGGAGAAUAUGCCAAGCCAUUUCAAAUUCAAGGAGUAUUGCCCACUGGUAUUUAGAAAUUUAAGGGAAAGGUUUCAUGUAGAAGAUCAACAAUAUCUAAAUUCGCUUACGAAAUUGCCUCCGAUCGAUCUGGAAAGUUCGACCAGUGCUAAAGGCGCCACUCGCCGCUUUAAUUCUUGGGACGGUUUGUUUUUAGUGAAGACUAUCGAAUCAUAUCAGGUGGCGGAAGUCCAUAAUGUGAUCAAAGCCUAUCACGAGUAUAUCGUCGAAAGGCACGCUGAUACUUUACUGCCACAAUACAUGGGAAUGUAUCGAGUAACUGUGAAUGAUGCUGAAACGUAUUUAAUAGUUAUGCGAAACAUAUUUAGUCCUAGAAUGACGAUACACAGAAAGUACGAUUUAAAGGGAUCGACAGUUGAUCGACAAGCAAGUGAUAAAGAAAAGAGUAAAGAUCUUCCUACAUUUAAAGAUAACGAUUUUGUCAAUGAUGGUGUACAAUUAAUUGUUGGCGAAAAUGCCAAACAACGUAUUAUGGAAGUUUUGAAAAAGGACACAACAUUUCUCACCGAUCAAAACCUAAUGGAUUACAGUAUGUUACUUGGAAUUCAUGAUAUUGAGAAGGCUGAGAUAGAGAGGGAAACUCGGGAACGCGAGGCUGAAGAGGGAGAAGAUGAAUGCUUCAGUUCAGAAGAAGAUUGUUUAGGUGCACAUACAAAUACUCCACCGGAAUCGCCUAUUUCUCCAGGAAGACUUCAAUAUUCCGAGAGCGUAGAAAAUCCCCUUCAAGAUGAUAUUUAUGGGAUUCAAUGCGCUGGGGAGGGAAAGAAAGAAAUUUAUUUUUUGGCUUUAAUUGACAUUCUCACCCAUUACGGCAUGAAGAAAAGGACGGCUCAAGCGGCCAAAGCUGUAAAACAUGGAGCCAAUGCCGAAAUUAGUACAGUCAAACCUGAACAAUAUGCGAAACGUUUUUUGGAAUUUAUCGAUAAAGUCUUGUCGUAG
This is a messenger RNA of Dimorphilus gyrociliatus, 1249 nucleotides long. NCBI's taxonomy places the organism in Eukaryota, Metazoa, Annelida, Polychaeta, Dinophilidae. The record is from the annotation of a GenBank genome assembly.